Acanthosepion pharaonis is the source of this 4431-nucleotide messenger RNA. The record is from the annotation of a GenBank genome assembly. NCBI's taxonomy places the organism in Eukaryota, Metazoa, Mollusca, Cephalopoda, Sepiida, Sepiidae.
AUGUCUUCUUUCGUCUUUUACCCUCCCUACCAAAGUGUCUUCCUUCCCACACUGUUCUUUUCCUUUUGUUUCGUUUUUCCUUCUGCCUUCCUUCAUCUUUGUCAUUGGUUGACAUUCUGCUUUCCCCCCACCCACCUAUCAUUCUCUCUUCCUUUAUUUUUUUUAUCUUCGUCUCUUUCUUUUUUCCUUCCUCCCUACUUACUCUUCUUUCGCCUUCUCUUUUGGUUUGCAUUCUUUUUUUCUCUUUUCAUCUCAUUCAUUUGUUUCCCUUUCUCCUUUACUUCCGUCUUGUCUUUCUGCCUUCAUUUUUCUAUUCCGUGUUUUUUUUUUCGACCUAUCUUUGUUCUUUCGUUUCUUUCGUCUUUUUCAUUCCUUUUCCAUCUUUCCUUCUUUUUUUCCUUCUUUUCUUCCUUCAUUUUAAUCUUUUGCUUUCUCUCUCUCUGCCUUCGUUCUAUUUAUCAUUCUACCUUCCUUUCAUCAUUCUUUUGUCUUCCUUUCGACUUGUCUUUUUUUUCUUCUUCCUUCCUUCUUCCUCUUUCUUCUUUUUCAUUUUCAUUUUUCCUCCUUUUUCUUCCUUUCUUUCCUUCUUUUCUUGCCUUUUGCCUAGUCUUUCGGUCUCUUUGCUUUUGUGUUCCUUCAUAUCUUACUAUCUUUCUUCCUGCCUUUCCUUCGUUUUUGUCUUUUUUGCCUCCAUCUUGCCUUUUUUUUUUUUUCCUUUCUUCUUUCUUUCCUUUUCUUUUCUUUUCUUCUUUUGUCUUUCCUUCUUUUUUCCUUUCUUCUUCCUUCCACCUAAUCUUCCGUUAUUCAUAUCUUUUCUUCUUUUCUUCCUCUGUCUUUUUCUUCUUCCCUCACUUUUCUUUCGAUGUUCCUUCAUUCUUGUUUCUUUUUCAUCCUUCCUCUUUCUUCUUUCUUCCUCGUCUAGUCUUUUUUUUUCCUUCCUUCCUUCCUUCCUUCCUUUUCCUUCCUUCCUCUCUUUCUUUUCUUUUUACAUCUCGUGAUUUCUUUUUCUUCAUUCCUCUUUUUUCUUCCUUUUCCUCAUUCUUCCUUUUUUCAUUUCCUUCCUUCCUUCCUUUUUCUUCUUCCUUCCUCAUCUUCCAAUUUCUUUUUCUUCUUUCUUCAUCUAUUUUUUUCUUUUUUGUCUUCUCUUUCUUCAUCUUCUUCUUUUCUUCCUCGUCUUUCCUCUUUUCUUCUUUCUUCAUCUCUUUUUUUUUCUUUUUCUUCUUCCCUCCUUUCCGUCUUUUCUUUUUCUUCCUCGUCUCUUCUCUUUUCUUUUUCUUCCUUCCUUCCUUCCUUCCUUUUCUUCUUUCUUCAUCUUCCUUCCUUCUUCUUUCUUCCUCUUCCUUUUUUCUUCUUUCUUCUUCUCUUUCCCCUUUUCUUCUUUCUAGUUUUCUCUCUUUUUUUUCUUCAUCUUUUCAUCUCUUCCUUUUUCUUCUUUCUUCAUCUCUUCCUUCUUUUUCAUCUCUUUUUCUUCCUCGUCUCUUCCUCUUUUUCUUCUUUCUUCAUCUCUUCCUUCUUUCUUCUUUUUUCCUUCCUUCCUCUUCUUUUUUCUUCUUUCUUUCUUCUUUCCCCUUUCUUUCUUCCUUUUUCACCUUUCUUCCUCUUCUUUCUUCCUCGGCCUUUUUUCUUCAUCUUUCUUCAUUUUCCUCUUUUCUUCUUUCUUCCUCAUCUCUUCCUCUUUUCUUCUUUCUUUCUCGUCUUUCCUAUUUUCUUCUUUCCUUCCUUCCUCUUUUCUUCUUUCUUUCUUUUCCUUUUUUUCUUUCCUUUUCUUCCCUUCCGCUUUCUUCUUUCUUCCGGCUUUUCCUUUUGUGUUCUUUCUUCAUCUUCUCUUCCCACUAUUUUCUUUCUUCAUCGUUUCUUCAUUUUUUUUUUUCCUCGUCUCUUUUCUUUUUUCUUUUUCUUCCUCGUCUCUUCCUCUUUUUUCUUUCUUCCUUCCUCUUUUCUUCUUUCUUCCUUCUCUUUAUUUUUCUUCUUUCUUCCUCGUCUCUUUCAUUUCUGUCUCUUCCAUCUUCUUUUAUUCUUUCUCUCUCCUCUUUUUCUUUCUUCUCUUCCUUCUUCUUCUUUUUUUCAUUCUUACCUUUUUUUUUCUUUCCUUCCUUUUUUCUUCCUCGCCUUUCUGUCCGCCUUCCUUUCUUCUUUCCUCUUUCGUCCUUCAUCUCUUCCUCUUUUCUUCUUUCUUCAUCUCUUCCCUCUUUUCUUCUUUCUUCCAGACUUUCCCCUUUUUUUUUUCUCGUCUCUUCCUUUUUCUUUUUCUUCCUUCCUCUUUUCUUCAUUCUUCAUCUCUUCCUCUUUCAUCUUCUUUUCUUUCUUCAUUUCUUCUUCUUCCUCUUUUCUUCUUUUCUUCAUUCUUCCUCUUUUCUUCUUUCUUUUCUCGUCUUUCCUCUUUUUUCUUUCUUCUCUCUUCAUUUUUCUUCCUUUCCCCUCCUUCCUAUUCCCUCUUUUUUUUCUUUCUCGUCUUCUCUCUUUUUUUUUUUUUUUCUUCCUUUCUUUCCUCUUUUUCUUUUCUUUCCCUUUUCUUCUUUCCUCCAUUUUUUUUUUUCCUCCUCCUUUCCAGUUUUCUUCUUUUUCAUCUAUUCCUCUUUUCUUCUUUUUUCUCGUCUCCAAGUUUUUCUUCUUUCUUGUUCCUCUCUCUUUCUCUUUUUCUUUCUUCCUCGUCUUUUCCUGUUUUUCUUUCUUCCUCGUCUUUUCUUAGGACUUCUUUUCUUCAUCUCUUCCCUUUUAUUUUUCUUCCCCUCGUCUUUCCUCUUUUCUUUUUCUUCCUCGUCUCUUCCUCUUUUCUUUUCUUUUCUUCCUCGUCUCUUCCUUUUUUCCUUUUCGAAAAAUCUCUUCCUCUUUUUCUUCUUCUCUUCCUCGUUUCUAUUCCUCUUUUCUUCCUCUUUUCUCUUUCUCGACUUCUUUUUUUUUCUCGCCUCUUCCACUUUUCUUCUUUCUUCAUCUCUUCCUCUUUUCUUCUUUCUUCAUCUCUUCCUCUUUUCUUCUUUCUUCAUCUCUUCCUCUUUUCUUCUUUCUUCCUCGUCUCUUCCUUUUUUCUUUCUUCAUCUCUUCCCCUUUUCUUCUUUCUUCCUCGUCUCUUCCUCUUUUCUUCUUUUUCUUCAUCUCUUCCCUUUUCUUCCUUCCUUUUCUUCUUUCUUUUUUCUUCUUUUUCCUCCUCGUCUCUUCUUCUUUUUUUCCUUCUUCUUCUUCCCCUCUUUUCUUCUUUCUUCCUCGUCUCUUCCUCUUUUCUUCUUUCUUCAUCUCUUCCUCUUUUCUUCUUUCUUCCUCGUCUAUUCCUCUUUUCUUCUUUCUUCCUCGUCUCUUCCUUUUUUUCUUUCUUCCUCGUCUCUUCCUCUUUUCUUCUUUCUUCAUCUCUUCCUCUUUUCUUCUUUCUUUCUCGUCUCUUCCACUUUUCUUCUUCCUUUUUCUUCUUCUUUUCCUCUUCCUCUUCUUUUUCCUCUUUUUCUUCUUUCUUUUCUUCCCUUUUCUUUUUUCUUCCUUCUUUUUUCUUUUUCUUCUUUCCUCUUUUCUUCUUUCUUCUCUCCCCUUUUCUUCUUUCUUUCUCGUCUCUUCCUUUUCUUCUUUUCAUCUCUUCCCUUUCUUUUUCUUCUUUCUUCCUCGUCUCUUCCACUUUUCUUUUUUCUGCUUUUUCUUCUUCUUUUCUUCUUUCUUCAUCUCUUCCUCUUUUCUUCUUUUCUUCUUCGUCUCUUCUUUUUUUUCUUCUUCCUAUCUCUUCCUUCUCUUUUCUUCUUUUUUCUCCUCUUUCCUUUUCUUCUUUUUCUUUUUCGUCUCUUCCCUGUUUCUUUUUUCUUCUUCCUCUUUCAUCUCUUCCCUCUUUUCUUCUUUCUUCCUCGUCUCUUCCUCUUUUCUUCUUUCUUCAUCUCUUCCCCUUUUCUUCUUUCUUCCUCGUCUCUUCCCCUUUUCUUCUUUCUUCCUCGUCUCUUCCUCUUUUCUUCUUUCUUCAUCUCUUCCUCUUUUCUUCUUUCUUCAUCUCUUCCUCUUUUCUUCUUUCUUCGUCUCUUCCCCUUUUCUUCUUUCUUCAUCUCUUCCCUUUUCUUCUUUUCUUCAUCUUCCCUCGUCUUCUUUCUUUCUUUUUUCCUCUUUCUUUAUCUCUUCUUUCUUCUUUCUCCUCUCUCUUCUUUCUUCAUCUUUCCUCUUUUUCUUUUCUUCUUUCAUCUCUUCCUCUUUUCUUCUUUCUUCAUCUCUCUUUUCUUCUUUCUUCUUUCUUCUUCUUUUCUCUUUCUUCCUCUUUUUUCUUUUCUUUUUCUUCAUCUCUUCCCUUUUCUUUUUUUUCUUUCUUCAUCUCUUCCCUUUUCUUUUUUUUUUCCUCGUCUCUUCCACUUUUCUUCUUUCUUCAUCUCUUCCUCUUUUCUUCUUUCUUUCUCGUCUUUCACUGUUUUCUCUCUCGUUUCUUCCUUAAGAUUGCGUUGUACCCAAGUCAAGACGUUCGGCUGGCCUUGA